Drepanopeziza brunnea f. sp. 'multigermtubi' MB_m1 is the source of this 1254-nucleotide messenger RNA. RefSeq lists its product as uncharacterized. The record is from RefSeq and is a predicted model, not a curated record. Lineage: Eukaryota; Fungi; Ascomycota; Leotiomycetes; Helotiales; Drepanopezizaceae.
AUGCACGGCACUACUCUGCCACCAUGGGUGCAAGCGUCAAUGGAAGACUGGGUCACCUCCAAUUCACGGCAAUAUCAAUACGAAAACCUACCGCCAUAUCAACUCGCGCGCACCAACACUAUUCCAAACGUGACUGCGAAUCCAGUACUGCCGGCUCCAGCUACCAAUCCAAGCCUGGCAGCAUACGAGAGGUACCAAGCAGACCUGGUAGCUCAGGACCUCGCGCACCGCAAAGCAGAGGCAGACGCGCAGGCCGAGCGGUGCGCUCGCGAGCGUUGGAGUGCACAACUUGAGGCACAUCUCGACCUUGAGGAGAAAUUAAGGAGACACUAUAUACCUGAUCCUGCUCCUGCUCUUGCCCCGACCGCGGCCCCGGCCCCGGACCCAGUACUUUCGAGCCCGAGUACAACGAGCACUAGCGAGCGUGAGAGGCAGAAGAAAGAUGCCGAAGAUCUUGAGAAGUUGAGGGAGGAGGCGAGAGAAAGAAAGUUGCGAGAGAUGUGGGAUAAUAGACUUGGCGGCUUGAAAGGCGAGAUCGGAGGGCUGAGGAAGGUCAUUGAAGGGGAUCGGGAAAAGAGGGAACGCAGGGAGGAGAUGGAUGCUAUCAGGGCUGUGGCGAGGGCUGAGGCUGAGGAGAGGCUUAGAACGGGAUCCAGGAGAAGCCGCAGCCGGAUCCAGAGCGUCAGCCGCAGCCGCAGCCGAAGCCGAAGCCGAAGCCGGAGCCGAGGAAGAGGACGAGGACGCGGCGGUCAGAGGAGAGGAGGAGGGUAUAGAAGCGGAACCAACGGUUUGGAUCUCAACGAUUUCGGAUCCCUUCUCGUCUCAACCAUCAACGCCUCGAAGACACCGCGUGGAUACUACGACGGCAGUGGUAUCGGCAGCCAGCAAGGCUUCCUGCCAACCACCAACGCGUACCCGCCAUCCCACAGCCUGCAGCUCGGUCAUGAUCGCCAAUUCGAGUCCGGGUCCGCCCUCAACACCACCGCUCGCCAUCUCUCUAGCAAGCUGGACGACCUGGAACUUGGACAGCGGGGACUCGGGACCAAGUUUGACCGUGUCGAGGGCUUUGUGGGGUCUCGCUUUGAUCGUGUCGAGGGGAGGCUGGACGACAUGGGGGUCAAGGGGGCCGAGCGACACCGCGAUCUGACUGGGAAGCUGGAGAGGCUGCAUGAGAGGAGCGAGGAGAGGUUUUUGGAUUUGAAUGAUUCCUUGAGGAGCUUUACCUAUGCGGUGGGGAGGGGUGCUAGGUCUUGA